Bactrocera latifrons is the source of this 934-nucleotide messenger RNA. It is a transcript of the gene TBCB, whose product is annotated as tubulin-folding cofactor B. Gene Ontology annotation, molecular function: alpha-tubulin binding; microtubule plus-end binding. The record is from RefSeq and is a predicted model, not a curated record. NCBI's taxonomy places the organism in Eukaryota, Metazoa, Arthropoda, Insecta, Diptera, Tephritidae. Gene Ontology annotation, biological process: post-chaperonin tubulin folding pathway; tubulin complex assembly; cytoplasmic microtubule organization. Gene Ontology annotation, cellular component: nucleus; cytoplasm; microtubule plus-end. The coding region runs from base 110 to 835 and encodes 241 amino acids. The transcript has 4 exons.
AUAUUACCAAGCAACUGUCAUAGCGAAAGAGAAAACAACAAAAGCGAAUUUCAAGUCUGAUUUCAUUUAAUUAAACUAGCUUUUGUAGUACACAGAAACCAACGUAAUAAUGGAGCCUGUGCAGAUCAAUAGUGGUGAGGAUUAUGUUAAAGUCAAUAUAUCGAAUUCUAAAAACGACAGCAUCGCGCUGGACUUGAAAUUUGCAAARAGCCUUACAAUCGGCCAACUGAAGUGCAAAUUGGAAAUCAUAACAGGCGGCAAUGCGGCCACAAUGCAAUUGGAGUUGUAUAAUGGCGAUCGCUUGGUCACAAGUUUGCAUGAUGACAAYGUCUUAUUGGGUGCGUUGCCCAUAGAAACGGGUAUGCGCAUACAUGUAAUCGACAACUUCAAUUGGAUAGCGGAUGUGGAGAAAUUCGAGCUUACCGAUGAGCAAUACGAAACCAAGCAGGAUACUGUGCGUAAUUUUCUGAAAAAGAAUCGCAUGGGYAAGUACAAUGAGGAAGAGACGCGUCAGAAGGAAGAAAAAYUGCAACGACAACGGCWGCUGGAGCAGGAGCGCGCUGAGUUGUGCACUGUUGGUGCGCGCUGUCAGGUGACAGUGCCUGGCAAUCCAGUGCGUCGUGGUGCCGUCAGAUACAAUGGACCAAUUGAUGGCAAGAAGGGUAUUUUCAUUGGUGUGGAGUAUGAUGAGCCACUUGGCAAGAAUAAUGGAAGCAUUGAUGGCAAGUCCUACUUCUCUUGCGCACCAAACUACGGCGGUUUUGUGCCACCAACGGCAGUAGAAGUUGGCGAUUUCCCACCAGAGUAUACAGGUCUCGAAGAAGAUGAGAUUUAAWACAAGACGAUUUAAAGUAUCCACUACGCAUUUGUGAUUGAUUUUAUUUAAAAACUUAGUAACGUACACAUACAUAAAUAUAUAUUUUAUAAAGCUAGU